GGUUAUGUUCAUCGCAUUAGUUGUUGGGGAAUCAUGAGCAGUGGAGGGCUGGUCCCGGAACGUGUAGUUCGUGGACUCGUUGACUGCGUUGAGCUUUUGGAACGCUCGAAAGGUGAAUUCUGUUCGGAAGAUGAGCUUUCGAGCGCGUGGAAGACUUCACUCAUCCACUCCUGCAAUGCCGACCUCCAUCCCAAGGGUAAGCAGACUCCAGCGGGCGUCUGUGUUGACCGCACGAGGGGAAGCCUGGUCCAAUUUCUGUUCAGCUAUUAA
Molecule: messenger RNA, 270 nt
Organism: Gryllus bimaculatus (two-spotted cricket)
Lineage: Eukaryota; Metazoa; Arthropoda; Insecta; Orthoptera; Gryllidae
Source: the annotation of a GenBank genome assembly